AUGCAAUAAUAAUAGGUGGUUCUGAAUUUUGAAUAUCUAAGACCAGCUUAAUAUUUAGUUGAUGCAAUAGUGCAUGAUCCAUAGUACAUAAAGAGAAAGGAAAGAUCAAAAAGUUAGAGAAGAAUUUGGGAGAAUGUGCCGUAUGAUGCUUAUGAAAAGGAAAAGAUGGCAGAUUUCAUGAAAAUAAUCGCAAAGAAUAAAAUAUAAUUACCUGCAGAUUGGCAGGACUGUGAUACAUUGAAGAUGGUGUAUUGUGGGAAAUUCAAAGAUAAGAAUUACUUAAAAGUCUUACAAUCUCAUUUAGCAUGGAGAGCAGUCCCAAACAACUUCUAACCUACUGAUAUCAAUGUCGCAUUUUUACAAAAAGGCAUAGUUUACACCUUUGGAAGAGAUAAAUAGCAAAGACCAAUCAUAAUAAUGAAUCUUGAAUUAGUCAAUUUGAAAUAGUUUAAUGAAGAGGUCUAUAUCAAUGCAUUAAGCUACUAUUUUGGAAUAAUAAAGAAAAAUUGUUUUAUUCCAGGAAAGAUCGAAAACUGGGUUUUCAUAAUGGAUACAAAAAAAUUAGGACUUUCUAAAUUUCCAUUUAAAGCAAUUUAAAUUGCAACAAAGACAAUGCAAGUGAAUUUUUGUGGUUGUUUGGACAAAUUAUAUUUGUUAAAUCCUUCAAGUUCUUUGAGUUUUUCAUGGAAAAUGGUUUCAGCGGUUGCUGAUGCUGAUACUAUGGAAAAAAUACAAAUGUUGAAGCCAAAUGAAUAUGCAAAAAUUUAAGAGCGCAUUCCUGCAAAUUAAUUAGAGGAAUAAUAUGGAGGAAAAGUAGCUAAUUUGACGAAAUUCUGGCCACCUAUUAACAUAGAAAUUCCAGGGGGAUACACUGAGGAAAUUCUGAAAGCAGUAGAAUCUAUGAAAACAGCUGACAUAGUAAUUCAAGCAGAAGUACCUGCUUCAGAAGAGGACGAAUUGAAAUUAUAGGAACAGAUGGCAAAAAUUCAAAUUAAGAAAGAAGACGACGAUGAUGAUUGAUAAAAUGUUUAAUACAUUCAAUAAAUAUAAUAU
Molecule: messenger RNA, 1053 nt
Organism: Paramecium tetraurelia
Lineage: Eukaryota; Ciliophora; Oligohymenophorea; Peniculida; Parameciidae
Exons: 7
Source: RefSeq, a predicted model, not a curated record